Molecule: messenger RNA, 921 nt
Organism: Phytophthora sojae
Lineage: Eukaryota; Oomycota; Peronosporomycetes; Peronosporales; Peronosporaceae
Exons: 3
Coding region: 1-921 (306 amino acids)
Cellular component (GO): cytosol
Molecular function (GO): glyoxylate reductase (NADPH) activity; hydroxypyruvate reductase [NAD(P)H] activity; NAD binding
Source: RefSeq, a predicted model, not a curated record
AUGCGUCAGCGCAUUGCCAACUCUGGUGCUGCCGUUGAAAUCGAUGCCUUCGAGUCUGAAGACACGUGCAUCUCGCGCGAGGAGCUGCUCAAGCGUGUGAAGGGGUGCUCGGGGAUCUUCUGCCUGUACACGGAUACGAUUGACGAGGAGCUGCUCGACGCUGCGGGCCCUUCGCUGCGUGUGGUCUCGGACCACGCCUGCCGAGCGCGUAAGAUUCACGUGGGACACACCCUUGGCGUGCUGGACGUAGCUGUAGCAGAGACUGCAGUGGCGCUGACCUUCGCUACCAAGCGUCGGAUCCUCGAGUGCGCUGCGAGCGCCAAGAACGGAGAGUGGGGAGUCUGGCAGCCGUUCCAGUACUGCGGCACCGACGUCACGGGCAGCACCGUGGGCGUUGUGGGGCUCGGGCGCAUCGGUGCAACCUACGCUGGUAUGCUCAAGAAUGGUUUCAACUGCAAGAUCCUCUACACGGGACCGCGCGAGAAGCCCGAGGUGGCCAAGUCGCUCGGUGGCGAGCCGGGCUCCGUCGAGUACGUGGACAUGGAGACGCUGCUGCGUGAAAGCGACAUUGUGAGUCUCCACCAGCUGCUGACCGAGGCAACUCGCGGCAGUAUUGGUGCAAAGGAGCUCGCUCUCAUGAAGCCAAACGCCGUCUUGAUCAACACUGGUCGAGGCGAGUUGGUGGACCAAGACGCGCUCGUGGAGGCGCUCAAGAACAAGCAGAUCGCGGCUGCCGGCUUGGAUGCGACAACUCCCGAGCCGCUGCCUCCGUCGCACCCACUGUUCUCGCUUGAGAACUGCAUCGUGCUGCCUCACGUGGGGUCUGCCUCGACCAAGACCCGCCAGGUGAUGGCGCAGAUCGCUGUGGAUAACGUGCUGGCUGGAGUCACGGGGAGGAGCUCCCGCACUCGCCCUAGAUAG